GUACUGACACAAUUGUGAAAAAUUAUAAAGAUGCCAAGUCAACAAUAGGCAGAUAAAUAACAAAUAAUUGGGUACCUAGGUACCUACCAAACCUAUUUUCUUAGCCUAUAAUAUAGGCGCUUGUAUGUACUGCGCGCAGUCGGUAGCCUACAAUAGUGUUUAUCACUAUUGACGUCUAUUAUGUGGGGGUCCCAGCAUCCAAGCUGUCCCUCAUUCACAUAUCCGCAUAAAUUCCACGCAACCAAGCAGACCUCGGCUUCACCAAAACUAAACACCAAACCCAAACCCAAACCCAAGAUAUCGCUCGCAGCCCGACCUCCCGCCCCGACCUCUGACCUCAUUUGCUUCGGCCAUUUAUUCCAUAACAUGCAUCUGAAGUAGUCGAGAUUGCCGAUAUCAUCAGCAUGCCACCUCCGAAUACUCCAGAAGAAGGCGGCCAUUGGAAUCAUCCAUCUCCGCCAUCUUCUGGGCCGUCUCCCACCAGCUCACGGUCUUCCUCAACUAGCCAGAGACCAGCGCCUUUCCUUCACCACAUCAUUGACAUUGACUACCAGUCACUGGAGUACCAGGAUCCCCCCGACGAAACCCUUAUGUGCCCCAUCUGCCGCACCCCAUUCCACAAGCCCGUCACCACCAAGAAUUGUGGCCACACUUUCUGUGCUACCUGUCUCAGCCGCGCUGUUGAGAUCCAGCCUAUCUGCCCCAUCGACCGCCAGCCACUCACCUACCGCUCAGACGAGCUCUGCAACACCCUCCUCAUCACCAGCCAGCUUGACCGCCUCGAGGUGAAGUGCCCGAACAGAUCCUGCAAGCACGUAGCACCCAGGGGCUCGAUACCGUACCACUACGAACGAGAAUGUGAGCACACCAUGGUCAACUGCCCCGACCCGACCUGCUCAGACCAUGUCGCCCGCGGGGACGCCGGCCCAGAGAGAGGCUGUCUGCACCGCGACGUCCCUUGCCGCUACUGUAGCAAGAUGGUGCAGAUUGCCGGCCUUGAGGACCACUACGACCGAGACUGCAUUGGCCACACUGCCAAGUGCACGCACUGCAACGCAAUUGUGGUGAGACACAGGAUCCAAGCCCACCUGGCAUCAGACUGUCCCGAGGCAGAGAUAAGAUGCAAGUGGCGCCCAUUUGGGUGCACCCUGGCUACAAAGAGGAAGAUUGUGCGUGAGCAUGAGCGGAAUGGCUGUGUCUUUGAAGCCAUCGGAACCCUUGUUAAGGAGCGCCUGGAGGACCGCACCAUCAUCAACCAGCUGACAGACCGGCUGGCGACCAUGGAGACCCGCAUGCAGCAGAUGGAGCUGAGAAGCGAGAGGCGUGCAAGUCGCUCCUCCCCCGGCAUGCAGGGCUGGCCCCUAUUCCCUGGAGGAAGCACGGGAAUCCCAGACCUGAAUCUCAACAGUGGCCCUGGCAGCACACAUUCCUCGUCUUACCAGUUCGAGUCACCCGAUGACUACAUGCUGAACCAGUUUGAGCGCCUUGGGUCCAGCAUUGAGGUGCUGCGCAAGAAGCUCACUGAGGUGGAUGGCCGACACAGCAUGAUGCUGCUUGAAGAGACGCGGCCGCUGAAGGAGCAGAUGGCCGACCUGCGCAGCAACAUUGGCAUCUUUGGCAUGCACACUGCCUGGCUGAUGAAUGCCUGGCGGAGACAGAUGAGCGGACAGGGAGCUGGGCAGAAUGGUGCAUCUACUGGCGGUGGGGGUGGUGGGGGAGGCAGCGGGGGAGGUAGAGGCGAGGCUGACAAUGGGGAUGAACGCCAUCACUACCGCCCGUCUAGAAGGAUGAGUGAGAAUCGGGGAGAGCAUCGGGGCGAACACCGGAGCGAACACCCGCCUAGACUCUAGACUGGGGCCUGGACGGCUGCAUGAGGUUUGGCGAGGGUCUUGAUGCCUCUACCACACUAGCCAGGGGAUGCUUCUGCUGGAUUUUCUGCAUUUUUUCUUUCUCUCUGCUUUUCACACAAGUCCCUGCAUCUCUCUCCAAUGGAAGGGAUGAGCAGGAUUUUAAAGACUUGCUGGCAUUUUUACUGGCUUAUCAAGGGCGUUAACACGGUUGGGGGGGAUAGGUAACUAUCAAUUGCCUCAUGGGCACAGCAACGGUGGUGAAUGGGGUUUGCAUGAGGUCGGAUUCGGAUUGGGGUAAUGGCAGGACGGGGAUGAGAGCAUGAGGGCAUGAGAAUUGAUGAAAUGAUGACUCGAAGAACAAACGAAACGGCUUCUUCCCACACGAUCCCUGAUUUAGAGGGCUGAAAGGCGUUUGGCACAAGAUACCAAGAUAUGCUAGACAAAUGCGAUGAUUUUGUAUUCACAGAGUGCAGUGGAACACUGGCAGAACCGUGGGA
This is a messenger RNA of Phialemonium atrogriseum, 2347 nucleotides long. Its product is annotated as TNF receptor-associated factor 6. Gene Ontology annotation, molecular function: zinc ion binding. The record is from RefSeq and is a predicted model, not a curated record. The coding region runs from base 405 to 1850 and encodes 481 amino acids. The transcript has 2 exons. Lineage: Eukaryota; Fungi; Ascomycota; Sordariomycetes; Cephalothecales; Cephalothecaceae.